Molecule: messenger RNA, 1571 nt
Organism: Perognathus longimembris pacificus (Pacific pocket mouse)
Lineage: Eukaryota; Metazoa; Chordata; Mammalia; Rodentia; Heteromyidae
Gene: Plppr2
Product: phospholipid phosphatase related 2
Biological process (GO): phospholipid dephosphorylation; signal transduction; phospholipid metabolic process
Molecular function (GO): phosphatidate phosphatase activity
Source: RefSeq, a predicted model, not a curated record
CUCACCCUUGCUCUGCUGCCCAGUAGGAGCAGCUGUGAGUCUGUGAUCAAGGGGGUAUCUUGGAAGAGGUCCUAGGGCACGUUCACAGGCCUCCUCUUCAUCAUGGCGGGAGGGAGACCUCACCUGAAAAGGAGUUUCUCCAUCAUUCCCUGCUUCGUCUUUGUGGAGUCGGUGCUACUAGGCAUUGUGGUUCUGCUUGCUUACCGCCUCGAGUUCACAGACACCUUCCCCGUGCACACCCAGGGCUUUUUCUGCUAUGACAGUACUUACGCCAAGCCCUACCCAGGGCCUGAGGCCGCCAGCCGAGCACCUCCUGCUCUCAUCUAUGCCCUGGUCACUGCUGGGCCCACCCUCACGAUCCUUCUGGGAGAGCUGGCACGUGCCUUCUUUCCUGUGCCACCCUCAGGCAGCCCCAUCAUCGGGGAAAGCACCAUCGUGUCUGGGGCCUGCUGUCGAUUCAGCCCUCCACUGCGAAGGCUGGUCCGCUUCCUGGGGGUGUACUCCUUCGGCCUCUUCACCACCACCAUCUUCGCCAACGCGGGGCAAGUGGUGACUGGGAACCCCACACCUCACUUCCUGUCAGUGUGUCGCCCUAAUUACACAGCCUUGGGCUGCCUACCGCCCUCUCCUGACCGGCCGGGGCCUGACCGCUUUGUCACGGACCAGGGAGCCUGUGCCGGCAGCCCCAGCCUGGUGGCCGCCGCCCGCCGCGCCUUUCCCUGCAAGGAUGCGGCCCUCUGCGCCUACGCCGUCACCUACACGGCGAUGUACGUGACCCGAGUGUUCCGAGUGAAGGGCUCUCGUCUGGUUAAGCCCUCCCUCUGCCUGGCCCUGCUGUGUCCGGCCUUCCUAGUGGGCGUGGUCCGUGUGGCCGAGUACCGCAACCACUGGUCAGAUGUGCUGGCUGGUUUCCUGACUGGAGCGUCCAUCGCUACCUUUCUGGUCAUCUGUGUCGUGCACAAUUUCCAGAGCCGGCCACCCUCUGGCCGAAGGCUCUCCACCUGGGAGGACCUGAGCCAGGCCCCGACUAUGGACAGCCCCCUCGAAAAGUUAAGUGUGGCUCAGGAACCCGAGGCCUGCAGGCCGCAUUCGACACCGGCACGGCUCACCCCAUCCAAGUCGCAGAACUGCGCCCGCCGUGGCCACCUGAUCCCCAGCUGCGUGUCCUCCAGGGCCCCGGCCAUGUGUUCUUCGCCCCGUGUGCCCCGCCCUCGUCUGAGGUCUGAGCCAACGCCCCUGCCACUGCCCUUACCCCUGCCAGCGCCAACUCCCAGCCAGGGCCCCUCGCCCUCCUCCCCUGGGCCUGGGGGACCGGGUGGGGGUGGCCGUGGCCGGAAGCUGCUGCUGCCGACGCCCCUGCUGCGGGACCUAUACACCCUCAGUGGACUCUACCCCUCCCCCUUCCACCGGGACAACUUCAGCCCUUACCUUUUUGCCAGCCGCGACCACCUGCUGUGAGACCAACACCCACCCACAAGCUACCCGGUGUCCCCAUUUUCUCCCCUGUCACGCGUGUGUGUGCGUGUGCCACGUGAGUGCCAAAGGCCCCUCCUCCUCUCCCCCAAAAACCA